GUUUAAUUUCUAGCAUCGUAGACGAAUAACAUCUAGCAGAACGUCAGUCGACUCAAAGAUUUUUUUCAAGUCUACGAUAAACAAGGCUACAACUCGAGUUUAAAAUAUUAGUUAUAUAAUUUGCUAGCAUCAUGUCAGAAAUUCGAAAUUUCUACGCAGGACAAAAUUUAUUUAUUACUGGUGGCACAGGAUAUAUAGGAAAAAUCCUCGUGGAAAAAUUGUUACGAGGAUGUCCAGAAAUAGGGACCAUAUAUUUAUUAAUAAGACAGAAAAGAGGCAAGACUGCUCAAGAAAGACUGAAUGAGAUGGUUGAAUCGGCUAUAUUUGAACCUUUGAGAAAGAUUAAUCCAAAUUUUUCAAAAAAAAUCUUACCAAUAAAUGGAGAUGUAGGAGAUCCUGAUUUGGGACUCUCACCUGCCGACUAUACUCUACUGACAAAAGAGGUCUCUAUCGUAUUUCAUGCAGCGGCUACUAUCAAAUUUGAUGAUCCACUGAGAGUCUCUGUGGCUAUUAAUGUUAAUAGUGUCAUGACAAUUAUUAAAAUAUGCAGAGAAUGCAAAAAUUUGAAGGCUGCUGUUUACUUAUCUACAGCAUUUAGUCAAUGCGGAAAUCAUUAUAUUGGAGAGCAAAUUUAUCCAGUGCCUUUGACAUAUGAGCAAAUUAACGAUAUUGUUAAAAUUAUAGAACAGAGAAAUUUUUCAAGAAAAGAAGAGGCCAAUUUCACGAAAAGUUUAUUAGGGAAAAUUCCAAACACGUAUGUCUUAACAAAAUCGAUUGCGGAAGGACUGCUAAAUGAACAAGGAAAGGACCUACCUUUUUGCAUAUUCAGAUUUUCAAUAGCUUUAGCCACUUUAAAGGAACCUGUGCCUGGUUGGGUUGACACUUUUCAGGGAUUAAAUCAAACAUUAAGUGGAAUUGGACUCGGUGCGAUACACGUGAUUCGUGCAAAUAGGGAAGGCAGAAUGGAUCUUAUACCAGCUGAUUUUACCUGCAAUGCUAUGAUCGCAGCUGUUUGGGAAACAAGCACUUCCAAAAAUAGUUUAACUGAUGAUUUGCCGGUGUAUAAUUACGUUUCCGGUACAGACAAUCCAUUGAAGUGGAAAGAGUUUCAAGCACAUGUUCGGGAUACUGGACCUAUAAACCCACCCACUAGGAUGAUUUAUUAUCCUGAUGGUUACUAUGUUAGCAAUCCAAUAUUAUUUGCUAUGUCGGAUUUUUUUGUGCAUUUCACACCAGCGAUCCUGGGCGACAUUGUUCUGAGAUUAAUGGGAAGAAAGUCUAUGCUGCACAAAAUAUACAAAAGAGGACACAAAUUACAAAAACAAGUACAAUUCGUAACGCUAGGGGAUUGGUCAUUUGAAACUACUAGAGUUCGAUCAAUGUGGAAUAGACUUUCUGAAAUCGACAAAAAAUUGUUGCCUUUUGAUUUGACAUCUUUGGAUUGGCGGGAGACAAUUUUAAUAUUCUGGAAAGGAAUUAUGCAAUACAUCGUAAAAGAUGACUUCAGCCCAGAAGGACGGCUACUAGCUGCCCGUCGAUACUUCAGACUAUAUGUGGUUCAUCAGAUUGUAAAGUUUUUCUUUGCAAUGCUCAUACUAUGGCUCACUUGGAAGGUUUUCAGUGUUCUACGUCUUCUAUUUUGAAACAAAUUGACUUAAAAAGUAAUUAAAAAUUACAGUUGAUUAUAUGUAUAUAUUUUUCUAAUAUUUAUAAUGCUUUGCAUGGUAAAGUUAUUCGACUAAAUGCGUAGUAAAAUAAGCAUUAAAUAAAUAAUUUUUUAAAUCCAUGUAACGAAAUUCGAUUUUGUUCGAAUGAAAAAGUGAAGUUGCAUAAUAUAAAAAAAACUUUUAAAAACUAGAUUAUAAGUUUAUAAAAAUUAAUGAAAUGGC
Molecule: messenger RNA, 1889 nt
Organism: Belonocnema kinseyi
Lineage: Eukaryota; Metazoa; Arthropoda; Insecta; Hymenoptera; Cynipidae
Product: putative fatty acyl-CoA reductase CG5065
Exons: 10
Coding region: 132-1643 (503 amino acids)
Biological process (GO): long-chain fatty-acyl-CoA metabolic process
Cellular component (GO): peroxisome
Molecular function (GO): alcohol-forming very long-chain fatty acyl-CoA reductase (NADP+) activity
Source: RefSeq, a predicted model, not a curated record